This is a messenger RNA of Phyllostomus hastatus (greater spear-nosed bat), 926 nucleotides long. Its product is annotated as kynurenine--oxoglutarate transaminase 3-like. The transcript has 8 exons. Bases 120 to 926 code for a protein of 268 amino acids. Gene Ontology annotation, biological process: biosynthetic process. NCBI's taxonomy places the organism in Eukaryota, Metazoa, Chordata, Mammalia, Chiroptera, Phyllostomidae. Gene Ontology annotation, cellular component: cytoplasm; mitochondrion. Gene Ontology annotation, molecular function: pyridoxal phosphate binding; L-kynurenine:2-oxoglutarate transaminase activity. The record is from RefSeq and is a predicted model, not a curated record.
AUUCGAGCAUGCGUGGGUCGGGGCUCCAGAUCCGGCCCCCAGAUCCCGGCCCUGGCGGACCUCCGGGGAGGCUGCAGGAGGGCAGCGCUUGAAUUAACGGAGUUUCCUCUGGAAAAGGGAUGGCACCAAGCAUGUUUUGGGCCCAGAGGAGACUCUGCUCCCUUGGCAGUAGAGCUCAAUUCCUGAAGAUGAUUUAUUCUCCAAAAAUCUUCAGACUCUCCACUUCUGCUAGAAUGUCUUUGAAAUUUAAAAAUGCCAAACGAAUUGAAGGCCUUGACAGUAACGUGUGGAUUGAAUUUACCAAGUUGGCUGCAGACCCCUCUGUUGUGAAUCUUGGCCAAGGCCUUCCAGAUAUCUCCCCACCUGAGUAUGUGAAGGAAGAAUUAUCAAAGGUUGCAGCUAUGGAUAGCCUGAAUCAGUAUACACGGGGCUUUGGUCAUCCAUCACUUGUGAAAGCUCUGUCUUGCUUAUAUGAAAAGUUUUAUGAAAAUCAGAUCGAUCCGAAUAAAGAAAUCCUCGUUACAGUAGGAGCCUAUGGGUCUCUUUUCAAUGCCGUUCAAGGGUUAAUCAAUGAGGGGGAUGAAGUCAUAGUGAUAGUACCUUUCUAUGACUGCUAUGAGCCCAUGGUGAGAAUGGCCGGAGGAACACCUGUUUUUAUUUCUUUAAGAUCUAAACGUAUUGAUGGGAAAAAGUGGUCCAGUUCUGACUGGACAUUGGAUCCUGAAGAACUGGCCAGUAAAUUUAAUUCCAAAACCAAAGCUAUUAUACUAAAUUCUCCACAUAACCCCUUUGGCAAAGUGUACACCAAAGAGGAACUCCAAGUAAUUGCUAACCUUUGCAUCAAAUAUGACACGCUCUGCAUCAGUGAUGAGGUUUAUGAAUGGCUUGUGUAUACUGGAAAUAAGCAUUUAAAAAAUAGGUACUGA